Messenger RNA from Thalassophryne amazonica, 1842 nucleotides. It is a transcript of the gene amh, whose product is annotated as anti-Mullerian hormone. Gene Ontology annotation, molecular function: growth factor activity. The record is from RefSeq and is a predicted model, not a curated record. The coding region runs from base 1 to 1563 and encodes 520 amino acids. NCBI's taxonomy places the organism in Eukaryota, Metazoa, Chordata, Actinopteri, Batrachoidiformes, Batrachoididae. The transcript has 8 exons. Gene Ontology annotation, biological process: gonad development.
AUGAUUCUGAGAAAGCUCAGAAUGACACAGGCCUCCUACAGAGACAGACAGCAGCCAGCCCCGCCCUUUGAUCCCACAACAGCAGAUGAAGGAGAUUCUGCGAGGUCCGACUUGGUGGGGAACGCCACAGUCAGUGGGACGGACGUGUCCGACCCUGCAGACACGCCGUGUUUUCUGCAUGAUGUUUUUGCAGCGCUGCAUGAAGCUGCAGAAGAAGAUGCAGACGUGACGAGCAGCAGCUUGGCUCGGUUUGGAAUCUGCAGUGGGUCCAACGCGUCAUCAGUCUUAUCAGACCUUUCUCAGGCAAUUAAGGGAAAAUACAGAAGUGUCCUGGAGGCUGUGAAUCCCAGCAGAGUGCGUCUGUCUGAGGACAGGGACAGUGGAGCGGUCACGCUUACUGUGGAUGUCCCACAGUCUGCUUUGCUCAAACGGAAGCCGGUGCUGUUCUUAGCAUUUGAAGGUGUCCUCAGAGCCGAGGACCUGGACGUCACUUUUACAAGUCUGUCCCUGCGUCCGAGCUCACAGAGUGUGUGUAUUUCAGAGGGGACGCAGUACGUCAUACUGACAGUAAAGUCAUCAGCAGACGAACUUCCCCAGACAUGGAACUUAUCUGCCACGACAAAAUCUCCUGAUAAGGGACGAAGCCUAAAACAUAUUCUCAUUGGUGGUAAAUCAGGACGCAACUUUGACUUGACAACAUUUCUGCUGGUCUUCAGUGAAACAGGAGCUAACCCAAGGUCGGCUAUGCUCUCAGGAUCUUCAGCCUCCUUCUCCUUCCUGUGUGAGCUGAAGCGCUUCCUGCGUAACCUCCUGCCUCAGGAUCACCUGGGUUCCUCUCCGAUCCAGCUGGACUCCUUGCAGUCCCUUCCCUCUGUGCAACUGGGUGUGUCCUCCAGUGAAACCCUGCUGGCUGGACUGCUCAACUCCUCUGCACCCAUGAUCCUGUCCUUCAACAGCCGAGGCUCCGUGCUUAAGGAGCUCCAGGGAGAGCUGGUGCUGUCUCCUGGCCUUCAGGAGGAGAUUAGGCUGAGGUUGGAGCAGAGGGUGAUGCAGGUUACUAAACUCAUAACGGAUGAAGAUGUAGACCACAUCGCGCUGAAGAGCAUAAGAAGGCUCACAGAGUUCAGCACGUUUCCAAAGAAGGAACAACCAACAGGAGAGAGGCAGUUUUGUGCCUUUAUCCUGCUGAAGGCCCUGAAGACCGUGAGCCGUGUGUACGAGGUGCAAAGAGGACUGCGGGCCACCAGAGCGGACCACAGCAACCCGCAGAGGGAACACGUUUGCAGCUUGAAGAGCCUUACCGUGUCCCUCCGUCAGCUGAUCGUCGAUCCAGACACCGCCACCAUCAACAACUGCCACGGCAGCUGUGCUUUCCCUCUGGUCCGAGCCAACAACCACGCCAUCCUGCUAGACUCUUACAUCAGCAACGGGAACGCGCAGGAGCGCGCGCCCUGCUGUGUGCCCUCAGCCUACGACCCUCUGGAGGUCUUCGACCUGAAAGCAGAAGGGAUUUUUUUGUCCAUUAAACCCAAUGUGGUUGCAAAGGAGUGUGAAUGCCGUUAACAGCAUUGUCACAUGACUCGUGACGUGGUGUGUGCAGGGGAGGAAUGUGACGCGCAAAGUCUUAACAUGUUCCAUACAGUAUGCAAAUGGGAAAUAUUCUGGAAUUGGAUUAGACAAUGUCAUAAUUUUGCUGUUGCAAAAGACGUCCAAAAGUGUGUGACGCCGUGGUUUUGUACUGUACGCAAGCAUUUUUCACAUUUCCAAAUUAGAUUUUUCUUCCAGAAUAAUUAAAGUCUAAUCCAAAACCAUUUAACAGAAAACCAAAUUACAGUCUUGCUG